AUGAAUGGCGAUCCGGGUAUCCUCUGCUUCCGUCACUGCUCGGCGAGGAGCGCGUUCUGCAGGCGCGUCCCGGCGACGUGCCCGGUGUGCUCGUCGCAAAUGCGGAGCUUCGCCGUGGACCCGUUUCGCGUUCCCUAUCCGUUCGCGACCGCCGCCCACCGGCCGACCAGCGUCGUUAUUCGGCCCGCGCGGGGCAGCUUCCUCGACGAUUACGACGCGACGCGCGACGAUCUGCACGUCGGGAUAGUCGACUCCGCCGGCGGCGUUGUCGAGUUCGACAGAGGGGGACUGAUGGCGAACGACGUCGCCCGGUGGACCGUUUGCAUCGCCCUGGAGGUCGUGCCGGCGGCCUGGGCCGCGCGCUGGGACGAAACGCUGUCGCUCAUGUCGAGGGAUCCCAAGUGGGAAUCCGUUAAUUACGACGCCGUCGGUAUGAACUGCUUCAACUUCGUUCUGGAGUUUUUCAAUAAUCUGGGACACGCGGAUCUGAGAUUCGCGAGCAAGGAGGACCUGUGCGAGCGACUGAUACUGUCGAAAAUGCAAAAUGCGAUGCGAUAUGUUUCGUUGUACAGAGCCUUGAAGGAUCAGGAAUAUCUCCUGUCGGAUCAUCACGUCUGAUAUAUUUUCAUCUGUCAUUUUAUAUUCACAUUUCUUGUAAUUUACGUAAUAAAAGCAUACUUGCGUACGUCUGUCUUCCCGUUAACUACCACGCGAAUUCCUUUUUCGUUGAAAAAAAAAACACAAGAUCACGAAAAGAAAAUCACGAUAUUACAGCACGAGAAAAGACUAGGAUAAAUUUUUUUUUAACUGAAAAAGUCAGGUGUUUAGACAUAUUGGUGAUAUGCACGUAGAUAUUAGCUUACAGAGAGAUAGACAUUAAUUAUUAAGUAUUUUAUAAAACUAGUGUAACUGUAAGCGAAUGCUAUAUAUUGAUAUUUGAUUUCAUUGUCUUGCAUUAUCUUCUCUCUGGUGUUCAAAAACGAUUGAAUAAUCU
Messenger RNA from Wasmannia auropunctata (little fire ant), 994 nucleotides. Its product is annotated as MKRN2 opposite strand protein. The record is from RefSeq and is a predicted model, not a curated record. Lineage: Eukaryota; Metazoa; Arthropoda; Insecta; Hymenoptera; Formicidae. The transcript has a single exon. The coding region runs from base 1 to 618 and encodes 205 amino acids.